CUCUGGUCUCACGAAGGGUUUCCCGCCUCGCACCCCCACCUCUGGACGUGCUUUUCCCUCCUCCCCGCGUGCGGAGGGAGCCAGCGCUUAGGCCGGAGCGAGCCUGGGGGCCGCCGGCCGCGAAGGCAUCUCGGGCACAGAUUCGCCAUGGAAGGCGCCGGCGGCGCGAACGACAAGAAAAAAAUAAGUUCUGAACGUCGAAAAGAGAAGUCUAGAGAUGCAGCCAGAUCUCGACGAAGUAAAGAGUCUGAAGUUUUUUAUGAGCUUGCUCAUCAGUUGCCACUUCCCCAUAAUGUGAGCUCACAUCUUGAUAAGGCUUCUGUUAUGAGGCUUACCAUCAGCUAUUUGCGUGUGAGGAAACUUCUAGAUGCUGGUGAUUUGGAUAUUGAAGAUGAAAUGAAGGCACAGAUGAAUUGUUUUUAUUUGAAAGCCUUGGAUGGUUUUGUUAUGGUACUCACAGAUGAUGGUGACAUGAUUUAUAUUUCUGAUAAUGUGAACAAAUACAUGGGAUUAACUCAGUUUGAACUAACUGGACACAGUGUGUUUGAUUUUACUCAUCCGUGCGACCAUGAGGAAAUGAGAGAAAUGCUUACACACAGAAAUGGCCUUGUGAAAAAGGGUAAAGAGCAAAAUACACAGCGGAGCUUUUUUCUCAGAAUGAAGUGUACCUUAACUAGCAGGGGGAGAACUAUGAACAUAAAGUCUGCAACAUGGAAAGUACUUCACUGCACAGGUCAUAUUCAUGUAUAUGAUACCAACAAUAACCAGUCUCAGUGUGGGUAUAAGAAACCACCUAUGACGUGCUUGGUGCUGAUUUGUGAACCCAUUCCUCAUCCAUCAAAUAUUGAAAUUCCUUUAGAUAGCAAGACAUUUCUCAGUCGUCACAGUCUGGAUAUGAAAUUUUCUUAUUGUGAUGAAAGAAUUACUGAAUUAAUGGGAUAUGAGCCAGAAGAACUUCUGGGCCGCUCAAUUUAUGAAUAUUAUCAUGCUUUGGACUCUGAUCAUCUGACCAAAACUCAUCAUGAUAUGUUUACUAAAGGACAAGUCACCACAGGACAGUACAGGAUGCUUGCCAAAAGAGGUGGAUAUGUCUGGGUUGAAACUCAAGCAACUGUCAUAUAUAACACUAAGAACUCUCAACCACAGUGCAUUGUAUGUGUAAAUUAUGUCGUGAGUGGUAUUAUACAGCACGACUUGAUUUUCUCCCUUCAACAAACAGAAUGUGUCCUCAAACCAGUUGAAUCUUCAGACAUGAAAAUGACUCAGCUAUUUACCAAAGUUGAAUCAGAAGAUACAAGUAGCCUCUUUGAUAAACUUAAGAAGGAACCUGAUGCUUUAACUUUGUUGGCCCCAGCUGCUGGAGACACAAUCAUAUCUUUAGAUUUUGGCAGCAAUGACACAGAAACUGAUGAUCAACAACUUGAGGAAGUUCCAUUGUAUAAUGAUGUAAUGCUCCCCUCAUCCAAUGAAAAAAUGCAGAACAUAAAUUUGGCAAUGUCUCCAUUGCCUGCCUCUGAAACUCCAAAGCCACUUAGAAGUACUAGUGCUGACCCUGCACUCAAUCAGGAAGUUGCAUUAAAGUUAGAACCAAAUCCAGAGUCCCUGGAACUUUCUUUUACCAUGCCCCAGAUUCAAGAUCAGCCAGCUAGUCCUUCUGAUGGAAGCACUAGACAGAGUUCACCUGAGCCUAACAGUCCCAGUGAAUAUUGUUUUGAUGUGGAUAGUGAUAUGGUCAAUGAAUUCAAGUUGGAAUUGGUAGAGAAACUUUUUGCUGAAGACACAGAGGCAAAGAAUCCAUUUUCUACUCAGGACACUGAUUUAGACUUGGAGAUGUUAGCUCCUUAUAUCCCAAUGGAUGAUGACUUCCAGUUACGUUCCUUCGAUCAGUUGUCACCAUUGGAAAGCAGUUCUACAAGUCCUCAGAGUGCGAGCACAAUUACAGUAUUCCAGCCCACUCCAAUGCCAGAACCUCCUGUAACCACCACCACUCCAGCUGCCACCACUGACGAAUUAAAAACAGUGGCAAAAGAUGGUAUGGAAGACAUUAAAAUACUGAUUGCAUUUCCAUCUCCUCCCCACGUACAUAAAGAAACUACUUGUGCUACAACAUCACCAUACAGUGAUACUGGAAGUCGGACAGCCUCACCAAACAGAGCAGGAAAAGGAGUCAUAGAACAGACAGAAAAAUCUCAUCCAAGAAGUCCUAAUGUGUUAUCUGUCGCUUUGAGUCAAAGAACUACUGUUCCUGAGGAAGAACUAAAUCCAAAGAUAAUUGCUUUUCAGAAUGCUCAGAGAAAGCGAAAAAUAGAACAUGAUGGGUCACUUUUUCAAGCAGUAGGAAUUGGAACAUUAUUACAGCAGCCAGAUGAUCGUGCAACUACUACAUCACUUUCUUGGAAACGUGUAAAAGGAUGCAAAUCUAGUGAACAGAAUGGAACGGAGCAAAAGACAAUUAUUUUAAUACCCUCUGACUUAGCCUGUAGACUCCUGGGGCAAUCAAUGGAUGAGAGUGGAUUACCACAGCUGACCAGUUAUGAUUGUGAAGUUAAUGCUCCUAUACAAGGCAGCAGAAACCUACUACAGGGUGAAGAAUUACUCAGAGCUUUGGAUCAAGUUAACUGAGUUUUUUCAUAAUCUCAUUCCUUUUUUUGGACACUGGUGGCUCAUUACCUAAAGCAGUCUAUUUAUAUUUUCUAUAUCUAAUUUUAGAAGCCUGGCUACAAAUACUGCACAAACUCUAUUAGUUCAAUUUUGAUCCCCUUUCUACUUAAUUUACAUUAAUGCUCUUUUUUAGUAUGUUCUUUAUUGCCAGAUCACAGACAGCACAUUCACGGUUCUUUGGUAUUUAAACCAUUGCAU
This is a messenger RNA of Sus scrofa (pig), 2859 nucleotides long. RefSeq names its product hypoxia inducible factor 1 subunit alpha (gene HIF1A). The record is from RefSeq and is marked provisional. Gene Ontology annotation, cellular component: nucleus. Gene Ontology annotation, biological process: cellular response to hypoxia; regulation of transcription by RNA polymerase II. NCBI's taxonomy places the organism in Eukaryota, Metazoa, Chordata, Mammalia, Artiodactyla, Suidae. Gene Ontology annotation, molecular function: protein dimerization activity; DNA-binding transcription factor activity, RNA polymerase II-specific; RNA polymerase II transcription regulatory region sequence-specific DNA binding.